This is a messenger RNA of Nakaseomyces glabratus, 2064 nucleotides long. It is a transcript of the gene PPZ2, whose product is annotated as salt homeostasis regulator. Gene Ontology annotation, molecular function: protein serine/threonine phosphatase activity. Gene Ontology annotation, cellular component: cytoplasm; nucleus. NCBI's taxonomy places the organism in Eukaryota, Fungi, Ascomycota, Saccharomycetes, Saccharomycetales, Saccharomycetaceae. The record is from RefSeq and is a predicted model, not a curated record.
AUGGGUAAUACAUCUUCCAAGACCAAGACCAGCAUCAAGAAGAAAGGCAAGAAACUGAGCAACGUGGCUGUGCCGCCUGCUCUGUCGAAGUCUGAUACUACUCAGUCGACGAAGUCUGUGAGAUCGCAAAGUUCGCGACACUCGGAUGUUUCUCGACCUACACACUCAAGGAAAAGCAGUAUACACAACUUCGGUGCAUCCUCAGAGGCUUUGAAUACUGAGGAACCCCCUUUAGCGAGUACUAAUGAUACAAGGAAAGGCACUGAAAAUAUGUCAGCCAACAAUAGCAUUUCUAAUAACAUUGGUGGGCUAUCGAAUUCAGGUGGGAAUAAUACUGAAGGUAAUAAUUAUCUGACGGCAGGAACGUCUAUGAAUAACGCGCGCAGGGCGUCGAGCUCUAGGAGGUCUAGUUACAACCAUGGUGAACUGCCGCCUUCUAUGAUACAGAUAGAACCGAAGCCACCAAUCUUAAGAAACAGCAAAACAUUGUCGUCUGCAAACUCUUUCGCAUAUGAUGAAAAUGCUCUUACAGAUGAUGAUGAAAAUAACAACAGCAUUAGUAAUAAUAAUGAUAAUAGCAUUGUCCAUACCUUUGGUAGGGACAGGAAUUUAUCCGCCACAGAAUUUCAAAGAACUAGCUCUAUGUCUUCAAGUUCUCGAAUGAGAAGGAAGUCUGACAACAGCGGCAUUGAUCGUGGAGAUACACCAAUUGGUAAAUCAUCUCUCCACAGGACAAACUCAAUGGCUUCCUCAUUACUUAGUAGGAAGUCAUCAUUUGGUUCCAAUGGCAAUACAGAAUAUAGUACUCCAUUACAUUCACCAGCAGCAGUAUUGGAUGGCAAUAGAGGGGAUUAUUUCGGAGCACAACCUGGAGAAAAUAACAACUUGGAUACGAUAGGUGGAAAUAGGGACAAAUUAGCUGAAUUGAACAACGAUAAAUAUAGGAAAUCUAGUAUGUCUUCUAAUCAAUCUGGGCACUCUAAAUUACAGAUUGACGCAUAUCCUUCAAUUUCAUCUGACGUAGCUAUCGCUGAAGCUCAAACUGAGAUAGGUAUUGAUACGAAAAAGAAGAAACCUGUUAAACCAAUUGAUAUUGAUGAGACAAUACAAAAACUUCUGGACGCUGGUUAUGCAGCUAAGAGAACUAAAAACGUAUGUUUGAAAAACUCGGAAAUUGCACAAAUAUGUCAAAAAGCUAGAGAGAUAUUUUUAGCACAGCCUGCAUUAUUAGAAUUGUCACCAUCGGUAAAAAUUGUGGGGGAUGUUCAUGGGCAGUAUGGCGACUUACUGAGGUUAUUUACCAAAUGUGGUUUCCCACCAAUGGCAAAUUAUCUUUUCUUAGGUGAUUACGUUGAUAGAGGCAAACAAUCAUUGGAAACAAUUCUACUACUACUUUGUUACAAGAUAAAAUAUCCAGAAAAUUUCUUCUUAUUGAGGGGCAACCACGAAUGUGCAAAUGUUACUAGGGUUUAUGGUUUUUAUGAUGAAUGUAAGAGACGUUGCAAUAUAAAAACAUGGAAAACCUUUAUUGACACAUUCAAUACACUGCCCCUAGCAGCUAUUGUCACUGGAAAAAUCUUUUGUGUCCAUGGCGGUUUAUCACCAGUUCUGAAUUCUAUGGAUGAAAUUCGGCAUGUAAGCAGACCUACAGACGUACCUGAUUUUGGUUUGAUUAAUGAUUUAUUAUGGUCAGAUCCAACCGAUUCUCCUAAUGAAUGGGAAGAUAAUGAACGUGGUGUGAGCUACUGUUACAAUAAAGUGGCUAUCAAUAAAUUCUUGAACAAAUUUGGUUUUGAUUUAGUUUGCAGAGCACAUAUGGUUGUGGAAGAUGGCUAUGAAUUUUUUAAUGAUAGGAGUUUGGUUACUGUGUUUUCAGCCCCGAACUACUGUGGAGAAUUUGAUAACUGGGGUGCUGUUAUGAGUGUUAGCGAGGGGUUAAUGUGUUCUUUUGAAUUACUAGACCCAUUAGAUAGCGCCGCUCUGAAGCAAGUCAUGAAGAAAGGAAGGCAGGAAAGAAAGCUGGCUGCACAACAACAACACCAACAACAACUACAACAAGAUUAG